Messenger RNA from Pectinophora gossypiella (pink bollworm), 1546 nucleotides. RefSeq lists its product as uncharacterized. Gene Ontology annotation, biological process: sodium ion transmembrane transport. The coding region runs from base 90 to 1529 and encodes 479 amino acids. The record is from RefSeq and is a predicted model, not a curated record. Gene Ontology annotation, molecular function: ligand-gated sodium channel activity. The transcript is spliced from 10 exons. Gene Ontology annotation, cellular component: membrane. Lineage: Eukaryota; Metazoa; Arthropoda; Insecta; Lepidoptera; Gelechiidae.
CGCGUUUGUCGAAGAUAGGACGCUUUGAAGCUAUCAAAUCAACUUAUCAGCCAUGGGGGAAUGAAGACCUAGUGCAUGUGUGAAGGAAAAUGAGGAAAAUGAGUGUCCAACUAGGUAGUGAAGAAGAAAAGGAGCUGGACCCAUCAGUGACGAGCAUCAGGCAGAAGUGUGCCAACUGCCUCAAGGGACCCAACCUGAUCAAGACUGUGGUCGUGGUCGUGUGUACAGCUGUUGUGGUGCAACAGAUAUCAGUAUGCGUGUCGAAGCUGAUAGACGUGCCGAUCACGACUUAUACGCACUUCGACUUCAACAAGACCAUCAUGUAUCCGAGCCUCACAUUCUGCAGGGAACCACCGUAUAAGUUUAAUAAGAUGUUGGAGUACGGCCUAUACGCGCAUCCAAGGCACACGUCAACGUGGCUGCGGUUCAACUUCUCCUCGUAUGACCUGGAUGACCUCUGGGAAGACAUCACAUACGACCACACUGAGUUCUUCGCGCAGUAUGGAUUAAAUGGCUCGAUGGAUAACGUAGAGAUCCAGUCAACGGCAUUAUUCGUCCACGGGCGGUGCCACACCCUGGUCCCUCGUGUCCCCAUCAGCCAGGCCUCCAAGUCCAGCGGCUACUCCAUCACCCUCCAGCACAGCGCCGAAGAUGUCUCCACCACCACCAGCAUCUACCCACCAGGGUACCAUGUCUUUGUGCAUUAUACUCGGGAACCUUUUACUGAAGUACAAGUGUACAAUGGUGGACUGGUAGAUCAUGUGUACGUAAACACAGGGGAGACCGUGGACGUCAAAUUGACUGUGGAUGAGUACAACAAGAUCACCAGCGAUUCUGAUCCCUGCACCACUGCUGCCAACUACAGCGCCAAUACUUGUACAACUCAAUACGUAUGGGACGUGGUAAGCAACUCCGUGGGCUGCUCCGGACCCUGGAUGGUCAGUGACUUACCCUACUGCAGCAACUACACCGCCAUGAGAAGGCUCAUCAGCACUUACAUGAACACGUAUGACUGCCACAACACGGCAGUGUGUCCUCGCUUCUGCCGGGCAUACCUGUACAACGCUUUCGUCACGGAGCGCCAGAGGCAGUACAUUUGGGACUCCACACAACUCAACUGGGCUCUUCGCAAUGGAGACGAAUCCCUACAAUCCACGGUGUACUUCCAUUUCAAUUCCAUGAUGGUGCCUGUGUAUGAAGAGCGGUACAACUAUGAUUGGAACAUAUUUGUCGCCGACCUCGGAGGCAGUGUGGGCUUCCUCCUAGGACUAUCAGUAAUCGGAUUGAUGACAAUUGUUGGAAAGAUGUGGUACACGAUUAUCACUCCGUUCUUCAAGUCUUCCAAAGUCAAGAAGGAUGCCCAGAGUAUCACUAGUAACCACAGUAUUUCUAGUUCUACUAUCACUGCUAAGGUUGACAACCUUUACAAAGACCAAGACAAGAAUACUUCGAAUACAAUUAGUCCUAACAACGAAGAGUUUGCUAAGAAAUAUAACGAAUGGCAAUUGAACAGUUUAAAGGAUCCGUGAUUCUGUUGUUAGUUUUA